Xiphophorus hellerii (green swordtail) is the source of this 1428-nucleotide messenger RNA. It is a transcript of the gene septin4b, whose product is annotated as septin 4b. The record is from RefSeq and is a predicted model, not a curated record. The transcript is spliced from 12 exons. Gene Ontology annotation, molecular function: GTP binding. Bases 243 to 1397 code for a protein of 384 amino acids. Lineage: Eukaryota; Metazoa; Chordata; Actinopteri; Cyprinodontiformes; Poeciliidae.
CAGGCAGGCAGCUCAUCAGUUUGGACCUCGGCGUCGAGGAGUGUGUGUGAUGUAGUCAGUCCUCCUGCAGCUGCUCCCACACACACACGCACACACGCACCGACCGUGACAGACCGCCCCGCAGGACCGCUCUGCCCACGACGACACGCCGGCUGGCUCUUCCCGAUCUCUCCGCGCUGUGAAUUUGCUGGGGAAAUUACCGAGGACGGCCAGAGCCAGCGGGCGCCGCUCGAAACUUUCAGAUGGAAAAUUUGUGCGGUAACAACCGGUUUCGGUCCGGAAUGUUCAACAACCACGAUGAUGAGGACCCAGACAAGGAAUAUGUGGGCUUUGCAACAUUGCCAAACCAGGUGCACCGCAAAUCUGUGAAGAAAGGGUUUGACUUCACCCUCAUGGUGGCUGGCGAGUCUGGCCUGGGAAAGUCCACCCUGGUCAACAGCCUGUUUCUCACAGAUUUGUACAAAGAUAGGAAGCUGCUUAAUGCUGAAGAGAGAAUCACACAGACGGUCGAAAUCACCAAACACACUGUGGACAUAGAAGAGAAAGGUGUGAAACUGAAGCUCACCAUCGUGGACACCCCUGGAUUUGGUGACGCUGUCAACAACACUGAAUGCUGGAAGUCGGUGGCCGACUACAUCGACCAGCAGUUCGAGCAGUACUUCAGGGACGAGAGCGGCCUCAACCGCAAGAACAUCCAGGACAACCGUGUUCACUGCUGCCUUUACUUCAUUUCACCCUUCGGCCAUGGCCUUCGGCCCCUGGAUGUCGAAUUCAUGAAGGCUCUGCAUGAGAAGGUCAACAUUGUACCCAUUCUGGCCAAAGCCGAUACGCUCACCCCGAGCGAGGUCAAGAAAAAGAAAAUCAAGAUCAGAGAGGAGAUCGAGCAGUAUGGCAUCAAGAUCUAUCAGUUCCCGGACUGCGACUCCGAUGAAGAUGAAGAGUUUAAGCAACAAGACCUUGAGCUGAAGGAGAGCAUCCCUUUUGCAGUAAUUGGCAGCAACACGGUGGUGGAGGCCAAAGGGAAGAGGGUGAGGGGCCGCCUCUACCCCUGGGGCAUCGUAGAAGUGGAAAACGCCGCCCACUGUGACUUCAUCAAGCUGAGGAACAUGCUGGUCCGCACACACAUGCAGGACCUGAAGGACGUGACCCGGGAGACUCACUACGAGAACUACAGAGCUCAGUGCAUCCAGAGCAUGACCCGCAUGGUGGUCAAGGAACGCAACCGCAAUAAGCUGACCAGGGAGAGCGGCACAGACUUCCCCAUCCCCACCGGCCCCGGAGCGUCGGAGAGCGAGAAGGAAAAGCUCAUCCGAGAGAAAGACGAGGAGCUGCGGCGGAUGCAGGAGAUGCUGCAGCGGUACCAGGAUCACUUGAUCACCCAGAAGGACGGAUGUUAACGAAAGACUCGGCAUGUUUAAAAAAAAAACA